CGUGUGAAAAAUAAAAACAAAAUCGAUUUAGUGACAAUAAUGACAAUCCGUUGAUUCUUACAAAAUUUUAGUACAACAACAAAUUUGGUUUUAUCAAAAUUAUGCGUUGAAAAAUUUAAUAUUUCUAAUGCAAGGACGACUAAAUAAAAACGAGGCUGAGAUAUGGCCAGGAAUGAAGUAGCCGAACGUAUUAUUGACAGUUUGGCAUUUGAAGUGGAGGCAUCACCACAAGAUAACAUCUUGGAAGUUUCUGGAACCUCCAAGUCUACUCCGCUCAAUCUAAAAAUCAAAGUUCGUAAAAAAGAUGAAGCGUUAUUUCAGCAGGGGGUCGUAUCUGUCCCUAAACUAGGACAACCGAAAAAAUCACCAGAUAAAAUCAGAUUAGUCAACAGCGACCAAACUGUCUUGUCGUUCAAAGUGUUCGUCGACACUGAUCCGGAGAAGAAGCCUGCGAAGAAGCGUAAAAGAUUUUUUGGAGGGUGUCUAAGUUCAGAAGACUACGAUGAUGAUGAUACCUAUAUAGAAAGCAACAAUACGACCAAACCAGGUGAAGUUGCAAAACUCAAUUUCGGUCUAUCAAAAAAUGUUGAGGACAUGCAGCUACAAACACGCAAGCCCAUCAUGUUCUUCGGUAAUACAUGUAAACCAGGUGGGUGCUUAGAUCCUCCUUAUGGUGAAGACAGAUAUUCAUAUGGACCAAAGAAAUGUAAUGUCAAAAUUCCCACUGAAAAUAGAUAUUCACAUGGAACUACGGAAUAUAAAGACAAAAUACCCACUGAAAAUAUAUAUUCAGAUGAAACGACGGAAAAUAAAGACAAAACUCCCACUGAAAAUAAAGAUUCACAUGAAUCGACGGAAUAUAACGACAAAAGUCCAACUAAAAAUGAUACAGAAAUUAGUUAUGCAAUUACAAACGACAGUAUGGUUGAAUCACUGGAUAAAACAACAAAAAAUUGUGAACCUAAAACUUUGACUCCUAUUGUAGUAUCUGGUGGAAUCAGUAGAACAAGCAAUCAAAAAAGAAGUAUUCAGUCUAUAGACGUCAAGCUAUCAUUCCGAGACCUUGGCGACCUUAGUCAUUUUAGUUUAGUCAAAGACUUCGUUGAAAAAAAAAGAAUAACACAAUCUGAAAAUAUUUUAGAGGUACCUACUCCUGAGGAUGAAAUGGUUAUAACAAAACUUUACCCUAAAGAUAAUGACAGUAGUUUUCAAAGCGAAACAACUUCGUCUACACAAGGAAAUGAAGAUAAUUUCGCCACUACUACACUGGAAGUCGAAGGAGCUACACUUAUAUUAGGAGCAGCAGCAAUUCAAGAAAUUAAACGUUCAAAGAAAGAAAAUUCAAAUCAAGAAAAAGAAUCAACUACACCGAUAAACAAAAAUGAAAACAAAAAAAAUCUUAGAUCUGGGGAUGACGGUCAAAAUGCUUCUGACAUCAUGGUUUAUCCAGAAAAAGAAGUUUUAAACACCCCUACAGUUAAAUCAGACGACGCUUUUCAUAAUUUGGAUACCAAUGAAUAUGAUGAGGACUUCAUAACUGUAGGGGAGACAGUUAAACCCAUUAAUGCUAACAAAAUUUCAAAGAAUGCAGAACCGAGAGAUCUUCAAAUUACACCUGACUUAGACAAGAAUCGCGAAGAUGAAAACGAAAAUUACGCGCGGGAUCAGAAAUUACAAUCUAGGGAAGAUAAUAAUAUUAUUCAAAGUGAAAAGUAUGCAUCAAGAGAUAACUUAUCAAAUUCAAAUGAGAAAUUGAUAAAAGGAGGAAAUGACGAUACAGGGAACAUUAUACCUGAAAUAAAAAAAACUAGUGACGUAACAGAUGAUAACAUUUCUCAUGACGCUUUUCAAACUAAUGACCACGUACAAAACCACGUAAUAAAUGAAAUUAUGAGUAAAAAUAAUACAGAGGCAAAUGGUAAAUCAAAUGAUCAACCUGUCGACGAACUUGCAAUAAAUUUAAACAGUGAUAACAAUGAGAAUUCACCAAUGCUUGAAGACUUGAAUAACACAAAUGACGGCAUACAUAUAAAAACGGUUGAAAAUAAAUUUGGCACAGAUGAGAAAAAAAUGCUUAAUAGUGAUGAAAAUGGAGAAUUGUACGAUCUUGAAGACUUGAACAAAACAAGAGAUGUCGUAAACAUCAAAAAUGUUCCUCAUCAAUUUAGCACAGAUGAUGAAAAUAUUCUCAAAAAUCAACAAUCUGAAUUAGAGAAGCCCGAAGAAUUAACUAAAACAAGUGACCGUGACUUGAAUAAACAAAGUGACAUGGAUAGUAUUCGCGACAAAUCCUCUAAAAUUGACACACAUAAGGCAGACAAUAUAAAUAAUUUACGACAAACACAAGCCUCUAACGAAUUAACUAAUCCCGAGAUUGCAAAAACUUCAAGCAGCAGUGGAUAUGAUAAUAUGAAUUUAAAAGUAGACUUCAUUAAUGAUGAUACACUAGUUAUGGAUAAUGAUAAGAAUAAAUUGAAAGAUAAAGAUCAAGCAAUUGAUUCCAUUAUAAGUUCUCGAGAUGGAUCUAAAUUUCAAGUAAAAAAAGAUUUCAUAAAUAUGAACCUUGCAUUUCAAUCGUACACUAAUGAUCAAAAUGAGAGCGUCAUCAAAUCACUUGAUAGCAUAACAGACAUUAAAAGGGAACCCCAAGACAAUGUAACAAUUAUAAAAUCCCAAUUACGAAUAGACGCACCAAAUAUGAUCAAAGUUCCUAUAGACGCUCGUAACUACAUGACGCUCCAAGUGAAAGCGAGUGGGCAACAAAUAUCUCCUCAAACAUCAUCUCGUACAACUGAAGGAGCAGCUUCGAGAGGCCCUAAGAAACCAUCUUCUAAUGUAGGGUCGGCUUCGACGGGAUCUGAAAAAUCACCUAUUUUAGAAGAUCUUCCGUUUUCUGUUUCCAAGGGAUCGGAUCACCGGGGCAUUUUAACAAAAGUGCCAUCACGUGGCUCACAAAAAAAUGAUGUAGAAUCGUUUCAAAAUCUACUGUCAACGGUUUACGAUCACCAACUGAUCCCACUGCAUCGUCUCAUUUCCGAUUUAAAGACAGACGUGGACAAAUUGGCAUCUGAACAACUUUGGCUAAAGGAAAACUGUCGUAGGAUAAGAAAACCCGCCAAACUUACACAUUCUAGUAGAAAAUGCGGAUGUUCCAGAAAAUUUAACUAGACUAGAGGAAUAAAUAUAUUUUGAACGA
Molecule: messenger RNA, 3196 nt
Organism: Plodia interpunctella (Indianmeal moth)
Lineage: Eukaryota; Metazoa; Arthropoda; Insecta; Lepidoptera; Pyralidae
Exons: 5
Coding region: 163-3168 (1001 amino acids)
Source: RefSeq, a predicted model, not a curated record